This is a messenger RNA of Gigantopelta aegis, 5739 nucleotides long. Its product is annotated as cotranscriptional regulator FAM172A-like. Gene Ontology annotation, cellular component: nucleus. The coding region runs from base 383 to 1951 and encodes 522 amino acids. Gene Ontology annotation, biological process: regulatory ncRNA-mediated heterochromatin formation. NCBI's taxonomy places the organism in Eukaryota, Metazoa, Mollusca, Gastropoda, Neomphalida, Peltospiridae. Gene Ontology annotation, molecular function: siRNA binding. The transcript is spliced from 13 exons. The record is from RefSeq and is a predicted model, not a curated record.
GUGAAAUUGUUUGACACGUACAGUUUAAUUUUGAUUUAAACUGCUUACAUUUUGGGACACGUUAAUUUUUUUAAGGGCAAGUGAAAUUUGAGAAUUACUUGCCCGGCAGGAAAUUUUAGGAUAUAGCCAGCCCUGCAUAAGAGAUGUUUGGAUACAUGGCUUAGUUGUGAAAAAACCCACACACUGUGGUGUUUCCACCAUGCAAGAGCCAUUUAACCCAGUCAAGUCCUCUGCCUUAUAUCUUGUUGGUACAUCCUCCAUUAUUUGAAUAUUAGUUUUAUUUCCACCCUCGAUUUUUGUGACGAAAACAUCACGAAGAAAGAGUCCAGUGCAGUCUUCUUCAAUUUCUUCAGUGAAAUAAAGAACAAAACAAGCAGCACCCAUGAAAGCAAUAAAGAAGAAGUUAUCAUCAGUCAUGUCUAAGAAAGGAAAAGAAAAUAAUGAAUUUCCUCAUGACUUUGAUAAAGAGGAAAUGGCCAUUGAGAAGUUUCCUGACACGCUUGAAGGCUUUGGAUAUAUGUUUGAUGAACAAGGUUUCCUUAAGCACAAAGAGACUAAAGAAGGUUACCAGUUCAAUGCAAAGCAUAAUGAUCACACUUACAACCAGAUGAGAUAUGAAGCAAUGGGAGAGAUGAUCACAGACUAUGUCUACAAACUGAUGGAAGAGGACACCAAACUGAAGAGGAUGUAUAUUCCUGUUGAUGCACCUGCUGAAGAACCCCGAAGCUUCAUCUUCCUGAGUGAAAAUGCAAAAACUGCCGACAAGUUACUUGUUCUGAUACAUGGCUCGGGGGCAGUCCGGGCUGGACAGUGGUCAAGGAAGUUGAUCAUUAAUGACUGUCUUAACAGUGGCACCCAGCUUCCCUUUAUCCGUCGAGGAAUUGAAGAGGGAUAUGGUAUUAUUGUGAUGAACCCAAACUUUAAUCACCUGUCCAUUGAUGGGAAGAAAAUACCUAUACGGGAAAAUAAGAGCCCAGAAGAGCAUGGCGUCUAUGUGUGGAAACACUUUGUAUCGAAGUCUGAAGCACAGAAAAUUGCAAUUGUGGCACACAGCUUUGGAGGAGUUGUAACAUUGGAUAUGAUAAAGAAAUUCACUGAAGACUUCGUAAGCAGAGUAUUUGCCAUUGCCUUCACAGACUCUGUUCAUUCUGUCGGCCGGUUUACUAAAGAGAAAGACGUGAUAAACACACUUCUAGUACAUAGGGCCAUGAACUUUGUCUCCAGUUAUGAUCCAAUCAACACACGUCUACAGUGUAAUCGAAAUGAAUGUCCGUGUGUAUCUGCAGGAACUGCGCAGCACGAAAGAACCUCAUGGUCCAGUUUUGACUUGGUAUUUGAAUUUAUCAAGAAAAAACUUGAUGAAUGGCAGAAUCCCAGUAAGGCUUCAGAUGGUCUGACAUUACAGACAGAAGAAUGUGAAGAAGCGCUUUCUCUGAACGAUGACAAGCCAGACAAAAAGCAAGAUAACUGUGUGGAAAGUACUACCCCAUCUAAAGAAUCGGGAAAAGAAGCUGGAGGCCCAGAGGUCAGAUUCAAAACAAAGACAGAUGACACAUCAGUGCCAGAAGAAAAUAAAAACUCUGCAAAUUCAAACCAGAAAUAUGGUAAUGAAGAGAAGGAAGAAAAAGAAGACACUGACCAUGGUUGUACAGCCAGAGAUAAGAAAGAUGAUGUAGUGAGGAGGUCUCAAGAAAUGGAGGAACGUGCAGAGAAAGAUGCAAAAAUGUCAAACAGUAAUUCUGAAUGCAAGGGUAUUCCAGAAAUAAUUGUGGUCGAUACUUCAAAAGAAACUGUGAGAGACAGUGAUGUUAAGGAAAACAGAAAUGAAAACAGCGACCCUUUGGAGGAUACAAAAGAGAAAAAUGAGAGUCUUCAAGAUGCAAAAGAUGAUGAAAUAAGAAAGAAGCAAAACAAAAAAAGAGAGUCUUCAAAGGAUGUAAAAAAUGGUUAAAUGGUUAAAUUAAAAAAGAGGAAAUUGAAAAAGGAGAAGCUUCGGAAAAUCCAAAAGACAAUGAAAUAAAAGAGAAUGAUGAAAAGAGAGCAGCUCGACUGGAAACAAUAUUGUGAACAAAAAUAUUCCAUGGCAUUUCAUUAUGCACAUUAAUUUAUAUAGCUUAUUCAGAUAAUCAUGGAUGUGACUUUGUGACUUCUAUAAUUUCUUUUCUAACUAUCUUUCAUACUUCAGUCACUGUAAGUAAAUGUAGUGACUUAAAAAUGUUUCCUUAAAAGUAUCUUUCAAUUCUUUCCAGAUAGCCGUUUUUUAGCUCGGCUGGUCCGAAGGGUCAUGGGAGUGUAUUCCAUGGCAUAGCAUCGGGUGUUCAUUAACUUUUCAUAUUUUCGACUUUUUCUUAAGUUCCACCAGGCAGAUUUCAACUAAAAGUGUUUUUACUUUUCAGACUGAUUUGAAAUCCAACAUGGCCACCCUGGCAGAGACAUUUUUAACUUCUUCUCAAAUUCCUCCAAUCAGAUUUCAACAAAUGAUCCAAUCAUGGAUCUGACCAAGUGUUAUUAUUUUUUGGCCUGAAUCAGUAUCGAAUAUGGCCACCCUGGUCUCUGAUUGGCUGUGGCAGUUUAGACAUCUCUUCCAUCAAUCAGAUUUCAACCAAACUUGGUACAAUGAUCCUCUCAUGACUGACCAACACCAGUUUACAACUUCAUUUAUUCCCUAAUUAUGUCACAGGUGAAAUUAGAAUUCACAAAAUGUCAAGGCAUAUGCUUCGAUAAAAGUGGAUCAUUUAUUGGUUCUGGCUACAAAAGAUACAUAAUAUUAUGCAUUUGACCAUUUGUUAUGAUGUCAGAUUAAUGUCACUAAAUGAUCAUCAGUGAUAAAUAAUUAUUUCUGUAGUUCACUUUUUAGAGAUGUAGUUUAAUACCAAGUGAGCAAUUCAGGCACCAUGAGCUUCUUCUUUUUUUGAUGGGGUGUCACUCAACAGCUAUUAAUUUUUGUGGAAACACUACUAUUGAUACAAAACUACAAUGUGCCGAUUUCAUAUGUCUGGGUUAUCAUUGGGUUUUGGAAACAUAUGGGUUAAACCUAGGUUAAACCCUGGGUCAUGUUUUCUGUGCAUUUCACAUGUCUGGUUUUCAAUAACCCUAGUUUAACACUGGGUUACAAUUGUAUUGCUUGUUUAAACCUGCCCUUGAGGUGGUUUUUCGCUGGCUUUGCUCAAAGUAACUUUUUUUCAUGGAUAAUUUCAGCAGCAAAAUCGUGUUUUAACGUCAGUAUCGUAGAGCUAUGAAACGUUAACGUAUUUUUAGAGACCAUUUUCACCCACUAUAGUAAUAGAUAAAGAGUGGGGUGUCACCCCCCACCUUUUUUUUUAUAGACGAGAUGCCCUUUUUCCUGGGUUUUUUUUUUUUUUUUUUUUUACCACGACUAUAAUUAGAUGCACCCCUUCACAAUUAUUCACCAUGUUUGUGGCAAACGAACAACAAAGCGCCUGAGAUAUAUAGAGUUAUUAUCAAAUUUAUGUACUAAGUGAAAUAAUUUUUAGUUGUCACAAGCUUCAGUGAGUGUUUGUUUCAUCUUAAUAAAGGUAAAAAAAAAAGAAGCGAGAUAGGCCUACAGGUUUAAACAUUUGACAAAAAGUUUUCUUGGUGCCCUCAGGCGUAUGGCUCAUUUUUGCCCGAAUUAAAGUGAAAUGCCCGAUUCUGGGUAACAACGUUUAUUGAUAUUAUUACCAACAGCUAUGUAGGGUUCUGUACGCAUUUUACAUGGAUUAUAACUAAUAUUGUGAGUAAAAUGAUGGAAAUACAUGGUGAAACAUUUUUAGGCCUGGUCAUUUUGUCCAAACAUCUCCAUCAUGUUUGCCCAAAUACGAAGGUUAUCCCCAGACUGUGGUAGUAGGAGGUAGCUGAUCCCCCAUCUGGUACGCGACGGCUAAUAAAUACUGUUAACAAGUUUCAACUACAAAGUGAUUGACGAGUAAGCUAUCCCUCGCUUAUGUCCCUUUUCAGAUCUGCGGGUAACCCAUGCAAAAAGCAUAGUUUUUUAAACACAGGUAAAACACACACGUGAAAUGCACCACAGGUGUAGGUCUUGGUCAAGUUUUUCUGCGUUUUACGUAAACCAAUGUUAAACCUAAGUUUUCAUAUAACCCGGUGUUAUGAAACCCAGGCAUAUGAAAUUGGCCAGAUUACAAGAGGUGGGUGUUCUUGAAACAUGCAUGCUUGAUUUAUUUAAUCAGGUGGAAUUGUGGUAUUAUGUCAACAACAGGUAAUGAAAGAAUUAUUCUUAAACAAAUAGCAAUGUUGGCUCUAAUUUAAUUACCAAAGAACCUUAAAUACCUUCCCUGUACAUGUUCAUAUUGGUAUCUCAGUGUGUACAUGUAAUUUUUAUAAAUAUCAGUUUACAUCAUAUUUAAAUACUUAGCAUAUAGCUUAUUCAUCAUAAGUAUUCAUAAUUUAACACUAACCGUAAAAAGAAAUAAAACAUCCUAAUCUCCACAUUUUAUAAGUGCAUUGUGUAUUAACAAAACAAAAGAAUUAUAUUAUGUUUUAUUAUUUUUAUGUACACAACCCAUGUUUUACCCUUGGCAUGUGUUGUUCUAAUUGUAAACAAGGGGCUGGCAAUAAAACUUGUAAAAAAGAAAAAAAAAAGAAGAAAAAAAAAAGAAGUAGAAAAUGUUAUAUAUCAGUAUAAUUUUUUGUUAGAGAUACAUGGUAUAACUGGUAUACCACAAUAAGUUUUGAACAAUAUGUAUUGCAUGGGGCUUUCAAAAAUGACUUUCAUUGAUGAAGAUGUGUGCAGUAUGUGUUCACGUUUCUUUACAUUCUGUAUAUUCAUGGCAAUGGUCUUGAAAAGGUAAUUCCAAGACUAGUGGAACUCUAGGACAAUUAUCAUGUUUGUAUUUAUUGUUCUGGUCUAAGUUGUCCAUCUCGCCUACAUGUACUUGUGUUUUUUAAAUGUGUCUAUUCAUAGCUACGGUGUUGGAUUUUUUUAAUAAUAAAUUAUGUAGUUGUCUAGUAAUGAAAUGUAUAUAAAUUCCAAUUGAACUUUCUCAGCAAACCCAUUGGCUUUUCCUGUCCCAUCCAGUGCUCCAUGACAGGUGGUAUGUGCUGUCCUGUCUGUCUGUCUGUCAGGGGCCACAUUUAUUUGAAUUUGUUGCAUAAUAUUCUGAUCUCUUUGUUGUUCUCCAGUGCCUAUAUCCAAAUCACUUUGCUAGUGAAAGUGAUGCCACUAGCAAAUACACAGGUAUACUUUUAUGUACAUAUUUGUAUAUGCAUUGACAUAAAAUAUCCAACAUUUAUAAAAACAACCAAAAAAACAAAACAAAAAAACACACUUGUUUUAGUUUUGACUUGGACUUACCCUGAGUACAGUUUCUAUGAUGUUAAUGGUCAUCCAAAACACAUUUGUUCAGCUACUGAAUGAUCUAGUUGUCCAGUUCUGCAUCCAUUUGUCUUUAUUCUACUUCUCAAUCAGUUAAUCAGGUGGACUAUUUUUUUCAAUGAAAUUGAAUAUGACAUUUCCUUGGACCAGCAUAUCCCAAGUUUAUACAGCAUUUUAGUUUUGUGACAUUUAAUUCAGUAGAUCCAUCAAGAUAAAAUACCUCAUCUUCAUUAUUUCCUUCAAUUACGUCAUGGAUGGGAUCUAGCUCAUUUGGUGGAGUGUUCACCUGAGGUGCUUGCAUUGUAGAAUCAAAUCACCUCUGUGGAUCCAUUCUCUCCUCUUUUUUUUCCUUGUAGCAACCAAGGUUUUGGUAUGUGUUGUCUUGUCUGUAGGAAAGUGCAUAUAAA